UCAGCAAUCCUUAGCAUAGGGGCACACUCAUGCAUUCCUGUCAAGUCAUCUUGUGAAAGGCUGCCUGCUUCCAGCUUGGCUUGGAUGUGCAACCUUAAUAAAACUCACUGAGGUCUGGGAGAAAAUAGCAGAUCUGCUGCAGAUAGGGUAGAGGAACGGGGCUAGAAUAUGUACUCGCAGCUGACUCAGGCAGCCUCCACGCUGAACAGUCACACAGAGAGGAAACAAUAAAUCUCAGCUACUAUGCAAUAAAUAUCUCAAGUUUUAACGUAGGAAACUAUCAUUACAGUAAACUUUUUUUUUUUAAAGUAACAUUUUAGAACAAAGCUAACAAAUGGCUAGUUUUCUGUGGAUCUCCUUUAAACGCUUUCUUUAAAGGGGAAAGAGUCAAACAAGCAGUUUUACCUGAAAUAAAGAACUAGUUUAAAGGUCAGAAGAGAAGAGCAAGCUUUGUAGGAGGCACGGAAGGCGAGUGCUGGCAGUACAAUGACAGUUUUCCUUUCCUUUGCAUUCUUCGCUGCCAUUGUGACUCACAUAGGGUGCAGCAACCAGCGCCGAAGUCCAGAAAACGGAGGCAGAAGAUAUAACCGGAUUCAACAUGGGCAAUGUGCCUACACUUUCAUUCUUCCAGAACACGACGGGAACUGCCGUGAGAGUGCGACGGAACAGUACAACACGAACGCUCUGCAGAGGGACGCUCCACACGUGGAGCCUGAUUUCUCUUCCCAGAAACUUCAGCAUCUGGAGCAUGUGAUGGAAAAUUAUACUCAGUGGCUGCAGAAACUUGAGAAUUACAUUGUGGAAAAUAUGAAGUCGGAGAUGGCCCAGAUACAACAGAAUGCAGUUCAAAACCACACGGCCACCAUGCUUGAGAUAGGAACCAGCCUCCUGUCUCAGACUGCUGAGCAGACACGAAAACUGACAGAUGUUGAGACCCAGGUACUAAAUCAAACAUCUCGACUUGAAAUACAACUACUGGAGAAUUCAUUAUCAACAUACAAGCUUGAGAAGCAACUUCUCCAACAAACAAAUGAAAUUCUGAAGAUUCAUGAAAAAAACAGUUUACUAGAACAUAAAAUUUUAGAAAUGGAGGGAAAACACAAAGAAGAGUUGGACACCUUGAAGGAAGAGAAAGAAAACCUUCAAGGUUUGGUUACACGUCAAACAUUCAUCAUCCAGGAAUUAGAGAAGCAACUGACCCGAGCCACCAACAACAACAGCGUCCUUCAGAAGCAACAACUGGAACUCAUGGACACAGUCCAUAACCUUGUCAGCCUUUGCACUAAGGAAGGUGUUUUGCUGAAGGGAGGAAAAAGGGAAGAAGAGAAACCAUUUCGUGACUGUGCAGAUGUAUAUCAAGCUGGUUUUAAUAAGAGUGGAAUCUACACUAUUUAUUUCAAUAAUAUGCCAGAACCCAAAAAGGUAUUUUGCAAUAUGGAUGUGAACGGGGGAGGAUGGACUGUAAUACAACACCGUGAAGAUGGAAGUCUGGAUUUCCAAAGGGGCUGGAAAGAAUAUAAAAUGGGUUUUGGGAAUCCCUCUGGUGAAUAUUGGCUGGGGAAUGAGUUUAUUUUUGCCAUCACCAGUCAGAGGCAGUACACGCUGAGGAUUGAACUGAUGGACUGGGAAGGGAACCGAGCCUACUCACAGUACGACAGAUUCCACAUAGGAAACGAGAAACAGAACUAUAGGUUAUAUUUAAAGGGUCACACGGGGACAGCAGGCAAACAGAGCAGCCUGAUUCUUCACGGUGCUGAUUUCAGCACGAAGGAUGCUGACAAUGACAACUGCAUGUGCAAAUGUGCCCUCAUGCUCACAGGAGGUUGGUGGUUUGAUGCCUGCGGCCCCUCCAAUCUAAAUGGAAUGUUCUACACUGCCGGACAAAAUCACGGGAAACUCAACGGGAUAAAGUGGCACUAUUUCAAAGGGCCCAGCUACUCCUUACGAUCAACAACCAUGAUGAUUCGGCCCUUGGACUUUUGAAAGUGCCAUGCCAGUAUGGGAAAUCUGCAAAGUCAUCUGGGCAAGCCCAGAUGAGAAGCUUCCUGGAAGCUUCAGAAACAAACAGCCUUGUCUCCCUGGCAGCAGCAGGUGGCUUUAUGAUGUCACCAAGGUUCUUGACUAUGGAUUUGGAGCCUUCUGAGUUCAGGAGAUUCACCACUUGGGCCACUGUUCUAAUGAAUUGUCUCCAGAGAAAGUCACUGCCAUGCUUUAAAAAGGGGAGGAAACCGCUCAGCUCGCCACACUUGAAGGAAGGUGCUAUUGGAUCAUAUUUUGAACCUGUAAGACCCUGAUGAUACAUGCAGCUUGUUUUCUGUAAAAUCCAAAUGAAGAAUAUACAGCAAAGAACAUACAUGAAAAAGAGAGAGAAUGGGAACAGCCAGAAUCUGUUGAAGACAGAUUGCAGCAAUGAAGAGGUAUCAUUCUAGGAAAUCCUGCUAACAUAUGUGGCUGAUGUUACUGCACAAAUGUGACCUAAAGAACAGCCUUAUCUUCUGAAUUGGCUAAAAGUUAGUUGAUUUCAGAAGCCCAUUUCAAGCAUCAUAUUUACUAGUUGGUUUUAGUUUUACCGUGUUCAAGUGUAGAUUCCGUCCUUGAAAGUCAUUAUAAGACAGAGUGCAUGUAGGGUAAGAGUGUGAGGUAGAAAGGGGUUCAAGGAGACUGGGUUUUGGGGGGAAAUACCGUUUUCAGAAGAGUUAAAAUCUAUUCAAGAAUGGAUAUGACAGGUAAAAAUUGGCCUCACACUACAAUAUUCAUCUACAUUGAAAACUGCUUUACUGAUACACAAAUAUGUCUAGAGCAUGAGUAUGUAUAAAAAGUGGAAACUUUACCAUCCAGUUCUUAAAGCAGUAUGCAUGCAGCUAAUGGUAAAGCAGUAUAUGGAGUACUUGAGUUGGAGUAGCCCAUUGUACAGAACUUACAACAAAUAUUUGCAUAUCUAUGGCUUUAUUUUUAAAAUGUUUGUAGGUCUUCAAUUCUUCAUCCAGAUAUUUUGUGCUAAUUUAAUUUUUUGUUAAUUAACUCCAGUUUACUCACAAAAGGCGUCCUGCUCCAGUUCUUUAUAAACAUUACACAUUGAAGUCUAAAAAGAAUGGGAGAUUUUAAAAUAUCAUUGUACAUAGCGUUUUAGGCCUACCUGUGUUAAACUCCAUGCCUGUUUAAUCUGAAAUGCACAAUGUGGUCCUCAACUGAUGAUUACAAAUAUGAGUGUUCAAAGGCAUUUACUAUUCUACUUGAUUAAAUGUACAAUUUUUCACAUUAUUUUUUUCUCCUUCAAGCUGUGUUUCUUUAAGAAAUUUCUAUCUUGUAAUAUAAUGUUAGUGAGGAAAAUUGGCAUAACUCCUUAUAUAUGAGAGCUAUUAAAAAAUCAGUCAUUAGACUAGGAAACUUCUGAUUGUUAGCUGCUAUAAGUGCCUUAGUUAAGAUGUCCCUAUGGCAUAAUCUAGUCUAGUUUUGGACACGUUUUUGUGACAACUUGAUGUUACUGCAGUAUUCUAUCAAGAAGUGCUCUUUUUCUAUAAAUGGCCAUGGUUACAUUAGAAAAGACUGUAAUCAAACACGAUUUGCUAUGAAAUGAGAAAACUAAAAUAUACAUCAGGUCUGCUUUUACAUAAAAGAAAAAGUUUUUGUGAGAUACAAAUUUUAGAAUAUCAGUCUUGAUCAUUGCACCCACAAUGCCUUACUGACUUUUCUCAAUCUGGGAGAAUAAAGCUUUUAAUGGUUUUAAGAAAAGGGUUUUUAAUGCUUACCAUCUACUCCUUCUUAUAUUUAUAUGUCUGUAUAAAAUACCGUUUUGCCUUACAAGUGGUAUGUUCAGGAACUACACAGUUUUUCUAACAUGAGUGACUCCCUCGGAGCUCUCCCUCUAAAACCCUUAUUUUCAUUUAGGUGAAGGAACAGGAAUAUUUUUGUGGUUGUGAUUGUUGUUCUUGUUGUGGUUUGUUCCCAUGGAUGUUUUAAAAACCUGUCUUGGAUUAGGUACACUGUUUCUCAAUUUGUAUUACAAAAAUAAAGUGAAAUAAUGAGAAAAGAAAGCAUGGCAUUUACUGUUUUCCUAUCUGGGUUUGAGAAAUGAGAUGUUUCCAAUUAUUUAUAAUAAAGCAGUGUAAAUGCUUAGUGA
Phodopus roborovskii (desert hamster) is the source of this 4120-nucleotide messenger RNA. It is a transcript of the gene Angpt1, whose product is annotated as angiopoietin 1. The coding region runs from base 487 to 1983 and encodes 498 amino acids. Gene Ontology annotation, molecular function: receptor tyrosine kinase binding. The transcript is spliced from 9 exons. The record is from RefSeq and is a predicted model, not a curated record. Lineage: Eukaryota; Metazoa; Chordata; Mammalia; Rodentia; Cricetidae. Gene Ontology annotation, biological process: angiogenesis; Tie signaling pathway.